AACAUUAAAAAUAGAAUGAAGUCUUUUACAUUAUUAUAUCUAUUUCUAUAAUUUCAUUAUUGUAAUAUGGAUUUUUUUUUGUAAAUCAAUAAAAAAUCAAUGCGUGAAUAAGAGGACGAGCGUCUUGGUUACACGAAUGGCGGCAUACACAUGUUGGCAAGAUGUGCUUGAGGAUAUUACAAACCGGUGUAGGAAAGCGAAAUCGCUCUUACGGUUUUCUAAAUUAAAGAAUCAUGAAGACAGGGUUGAAUUUUGCUUGAGAGAUGAUAUUAUUCGGAAUAAAGUGCAGCAAUGGCUGAAUAUAAUGUGCUCAUCCCGCCAUAAGAAGUACUGGGAGAAAGCUUCCGAGUUAAGAGCCGAAGGGAAUCUGUGUUUUCAAGAAAAAGAAUAUACAAAAGCUGUUGAGUUCUAUACACAGAGUAUUUUGGCUGCUCCUUUUCCAAAAAGUGAAGAAGCUAUUAAUCAUGUUGAAGAACUAGCCCUAGGCUAUGGGAACAGAUCUGCUGCUCUAUUUCAUCUACUCAAAAAUAAGGAAUGUUUAGAAGAUAUUGAAAGGGCAAUUGAAUUUGAUUAUCCUAGAGAUUUAAGGUUUAAAUUAUUGCAAAGGAAAGGGCAGUGUCUCAUGAAACUGAAUCAGCCAGCAUUAGCAGUUGAAGCUUUUGAAGAAUCUUUAAAGCUUUUGGAUGAAGCUCGAUUAGAUGUCCGAAGAAUAGCUCGUCAGAAGAAAGAAAUUGAAGCACUCAAAACUGCAGCUGAAGAAAUGAAGUUGCCUUCUCCUGGAGAAAAUAAUGUUGAGGAAUCCUUUAUCCUUCCCUUAAGUUAUGGAGCUCAUCCAGCUAUAGAUUGUGCUUCAGGUGCAAUUGAUAUUAAUCAUGAUAAACAGAAAGGGCGAUAUGUAGUGGCUAACAGGCCUUUAGUAGCUGGUGACACACUUUUUGUUGAAGAAGCAUAUGCUUCAGUGCUUCUUCCUGGGCAUUACAUCACACACUGCCAUCAUUGUUAUGCCAAAGCUCAAGCAGUUGUUCCUUGUCAUCAAUGUUCCCAAGUUCGCUAUUGUAGCCAAAGCUGUGUUGAUCAGUCAUGGGAAAAAUAUCACAAAUGGGAAUGUGGAAAUCUAGAUUUGCUUCACUCUGUUGGUAUUGCACACCUCAGCUGCAGGGUUUUGUUGGUGACUGGGCUAGAUCACCUUCAAGAAUUACGUGAGGAGUUGACCAAAUCAAUGAAUUCCGUAUACCCAUUUGAUUUCCCAGAUGGAAGGUAUCGAAGCAAUUACUUUUCUGUAUAUCAUUUAGUGACACAUGUAGAAGAUAUGAAUGUUGAAGAUACUUUUCAGUAUGCAUUAACUGCUUUGCUGUUACUGAUGCUGUUGGAUCGAUUAAAUUAUUUUGCAACUUUGGAAAGUCAGACUUUGAGGGAAAGGUUAAUUAGCUGUAACUUGAAUGCUAAAGUUGCAUCUGCUCCUUCCACACCUACUCACAAAUCUCGUAGUCCCGUCCAUUCACGCCUGUCUGUAAACUCUGUCGAAGAAAAUGAUAUGCCUUCAGGUCCUCCAACAAUGGAGCUAUUUAUUGGCGGUCUACUUCUUCGACAUAUUUUACAGCUUGUAUGCAAUGCCAGUGCAAUAACUGAAUUGCAAACAGUGCCACAACCUGGAGGCACAGGUUCAGUUCUCAAUCAGAGGCAAGCAAAAGUGGCCACGGGUAUUUUUCCAACAGCUAGUCUCAUGAACCAUUCGUGCAAUCCAACUGUUAUUUCCAGUUUUUAUAGGAAUGUGCUAAUAGUUCGUGCGAUUCGGGAUGUUGAAACAGGAGAAGAAAUUUACAAUUGUUAUGGUCCACAUUUUCGAAGAAUGCCUCGAGAUGACAGACAGAGAGCUCUUUUAGAGCAGUAUUUCUUUAUAUGUGAAUGUGAUGCUUGUGUUAAUGAAGAUGAGAGAGAACAAAGGUUCCAGGCCCUUAAAUGUUCAUUCUGCAAAGGUCCUCUACGAGCUCCUGAUAGUACAAACAGAGCAUCAUGCUUAGAUUGUGAUAAAAGUCAAGAUUGUGCUGCUCAGUUACAAAAAGUGUUUACUGCUCAUGAUUUGUUUGUCCAAGGAUUACAGCUUGCUGCCAAAGGAAGUUUCAAAGAUCAUAUUAUGUUUUUGAAAGAGGUGAAAGAGGAAUCUUCCUAUGAUGGAUAA
Molecule: messenger RNA, 2179 nt
Organism: Stegodyphus dumicola
Lineage: Eukaryota; Metazoa; Arthropoda; Arachnida; Araneae; Eresidae
Product: protein-lysine N-methyltransferase SMYD4-like
Cellular component (GO): cytoplasm; nucleus
Molecular function (GO): histone deacetylase binding
Source: RefSeq, a predicted model, not a curated record